CCUCCCCGCUGUACUGCAAAUAAUGCUUCGGUGAAAGUAACAACGCCAACGCAGUUCAUCGGCAACGCCAAUCGCUCCUGAAAGUUAUGAAAUUCGCUGGUACUAGACGCCAAUGACGGUAACUCCACUUGUCUGAAGAGAGGAAACGGCUGCCGCCUUUCUCUAUGUCGGGGCGAUAUCUGAAACGUUACACUGGAGGUUUUGACGAUGGUGAGGUGCCAGAAACAGAAGACAAACAGCGUCUCCGCUUCCAAGUAGAGUUGGAAUUUGUACAGUGCUUAGCCAACCCUAAUUAUUUGAACUUUUUAGCUCAAAGAGGAUAUUUCAAAGAUCAGGCGUUUAUUAAUUAUUUGAAAUACCUUUUAUACUGGAAAGAGCCAGAAUAUGCCAGAUAUUUAAAGUAUCCCAUGUGCUUAUACUUCCUGGACUUGUUGCAAUAUGAACAUUUUCGCCGGGAGGUUGUAAGCUCUCAAUGCACCAAAUUCAUAGACGACCAACAGAUUCUUUUGUGGCAACACUACACCAGGCGCCGAACCCGGCUACUCCAGAAGCAGGCUGAAGAGUCAACUGUUGGGGUGCAAGCAAACUCCCAUCCACCUGGCACAGCCAAUGGGACUGGAAACGGUUUCAACUGCAGUAGUCAAACUAAUGGUCAAGGACAGGCUGUGCAAAAAGUUCCUUAAGUGAUAACAAUAGAACUUUUGUGACAGAAGUGAUUGUCUAGUGAACUUGUGAUUUGUUGGAUAGGAGGUGUUAAACUCGUUAGGGCCAAUAUUUUUUCUUUAUUGUUUUAAUUAUUACUGUUCUUAGAAAACCA
Messenger RNA from Thrips palmi, 817 nucleotides. It is a transcript of the gene MED31, whose product is annotated as mediator of RNA polymerase II transcription subunit 31-A. Gene Ontology annotation, cellular component: core mediator complex; mediator complex. Gene Ontology annotation, biological process: regulation of transcription by RNA polymerase II. Lineage: Eukaryota; Metazoa; Arthropoda; Insecta; Thysanoptera; Thripidae. Gene Ontology annotation, molecular function: transcription coregulator activity. The coding region runs from base 165 to 683 and encodes 172 amino acids. The record is from RefSeq and is a predicted model, not a curated record. The transcript has 4 exons.